Messenger RNA from Trifolium pratense (red clover), 2185 nucleotides. RefSeq names its product pectinesterase-like. NCBI's taxonomy places the organism in Eukaryota, Viridiplantae, Streptophyta, Magnoliopsida, Fabales, Fabaceae. The transcript is spliced from 2 exons. The record is from RefSeq and is a predicted model, not a curated record. Gene Ontology annotation, molecular function: pectinesterase activity; pectinesterase inhibitor activity. Gene Ontology annotation, biological process: cell wall modification. The coding region runs from base 109 to 1845 and encodes 578 amino acids.
AAACAUGUCUCAGCAAAAUCUCCAAUAAGCCUCCCCAACCAACACCCAAAGGGGAGGAGUCUAGUGUUCUAAUAAAAUUUCUGAGCAGAAAAAUAAAAAUAUAAAAAAAUGUCAGGAAAGAUAAUUGUAUCAGUUGUUUCGCUUAUCCUUGUUGUAGGUGUUGCCAUCGGUGUUGUUGUCGCUGUUCACAAGAAAGGUGAAGAUCCUGAGAUUCAAACUCAACAAAGAUCUCUUAGAGUUAUUUGCCAAAAUGCAGAAGACCAAAAACUAUGCCAUGAAACUCUUAGCUCUGUCAGUGGCGCCAACGCUUCAGAUCCUAAGGCAUACAUAGCGGCUGCAGUGAAAGCAGCCACUGACAAUGUCAUUAAGGCAUUUAACAUGAGUGAUAGACUCACUGUUGAGUAUGGCGACAAGGAUAGCGGCAUCAAGAUGGCUCUUGAUGAUUGCAAAGACUUGAUGCAGUCUGCUUUAGACAGUCUUGAUCUCUCCAACACAUUGGUUCGUGACAACGACAUUCAAUCUGUUCAUGCCCAAAAUCCUGAUCUCAGGAAUUGGUUGAGUGCAGUUAUCUCUUACAAACAAGCUUGCAUGGAAGGAUUUGACGAUGAAAAAGAGGGUGAGAAGAAGAUUAAGGAUCAAUUACAAUCUCAGACUAUAGACCGCGCGACAAAGAUCACCGCUGUUGCACUUGACGUUGUGGCUGGUUUGUCCAACAUACUCCAAGAAUUCGGUUUGAAAUUGGAUCUCAAACCCGCUUCUCGUCGUCUUCUAUCUGAGGAAAUCCAUAACGAGCAAGGAUUCCCUGCAUGGGUCUCUGCUACCGAUCGCAAGCUUUUGGCUCAAAUGCAAGGAAAAGGAUGGAGAUCAAAAGUUAAGCCUAAUGUUGUUGUUGCCAAGGAUGGUACUGGCCAAUUUAAAACAAUUAUGGAUGCCAUUAACUCUUACCCUAAGGGAAACAAAGGAAGAUAUAUUAUCUACGUUAAGGCUGGUAUCUAUGACGAGUACAUCACUGUCCCCAAACAGUGCGUUAACUUGCUUAUGUACGGUGAUGGCCCUCAAAAGACCGUUAUCACCGGUCAUAAGAACUAUGGCAAGGAUGGUAUCAAGACCAUGCAAACCGCCACCUUUGCCAACACCGCAACUGGGUUCAUUGCAAAGGCAAUGACAUUUGAGAACACUGCCGGUCCUGAUGGUCAUCAAGCUGUUGCUUUGAGAAACCAAGGAGAUAUGGCUGCUUUCGUUGGUUGCCAUAUCUUAGGUUACCAAGACACCUUGUACACUCAAACCAACAGGCAAUUCUACCGCAACUGUGUCAUCUCUGGUACCGUUGAUUUCAUCUUUGGAACAUCUCCCACCUUGAUCCAACACUCUGUGAUCAUCGUAAGGAAGCCUAACAACAACCAAUUCAACACAAUUACCGCAGACGGAUCAGCGGAUUCUAAGAGCAUCAACACUGGUAUUGUGAUCCAGGACUGCCAAAUCGUACCAGAGGCAGCAUUGUUCCCCGUAAGGUUCCAAAUCAAAUCUUACUUGGGCAGACCAUGGAAGGCAUAUGCAAGGACAGUCGUUAUGGAAUCCACCAUCGGUGACUUUAUUCAUCCAGAUGGAUGGGCCCCUUGGUCAGGUGAUCAGUUUUUGGACACACUUUACUAUGCAGAGUAUGCCAACACUGGACCUGGUGCCAAUGUUGCCGGAAGAAUCAAGUGGAAGGGUUAUCACGGUGCCAUUAGCCAGGCCGAAGCUACGAGAUUCACCGCUGCUGAAUGGCUCCAGGCUGGACCCAAGUCUGGAACCGAUUGGUUGAAGGCUCUUCAUGUUCCUCACUACCUUGGCUUCAAAGCUUGAAAAUUAAUUAAAUAUGUAACUUACAAUAUGAAUGAUGGCACACAGACAAAUUGUUAUUCUUUGUAAUUAUCUUUCCUGUUUUUGUCUAGGAGAUUCACCAUAAAUACAUCUCAAAAUUUGCUCGGACUAAGAUUUAUUAUAAGCUUCAAUUUUCAUAUUUUAUUCAGUAUCUUUAUCUCUCACUUAGCCUUAAAAAUAUAUUCUGAAGUCCAAAAAACAAUCUAUUCUCACAUAAUAGCCGUUCUCGUAUGCAAGUGAGAAAUAGAUUGACUUUGUAAUUGAAAUUACUCUAUUAUCAAAAGAAAUUACUCUAAUAAUGUUCAUGAUUUCUUAUGAAUCA